This is a messenger RNA of Mesocestoides corti, 648 nucleotides long. The record is from the annotation of a GenBank genome assembly. Lineage: Eukaryota; Metazoa; Platyhelminthes; Cestoda; Cyclophyllidea; Mesocestoididae.
CAUCCGAAUGUUGAAUCCCCAAACAGCUACUUCGGAUACCUGGAAAGCAGAGUGUUGUUGGCGAAGAAGACGACACACGUGCUGGCGGAAUUGCCUGUGCAUUUGCAACGAUUUGCGCCAAAGCUUUCGUGGUACGAGUGGGCGGAAGCAAACGGAAUUCUUUCACUCUACGAGGAAGACGAUUAUGGCUCUGAAGGCUGUGUUAGCAGUGAUUGGGUUGAUGUGUCGCAGGUGAUUAGAGUAGAAGAUGUGCAGAAAUUUGACGAUAAGCAAGACAGUGAAUUUUAUGGCUUUGCCUCCUUAUGCCGAAAUACAGCUUACUAUGAACAGAAAUACAUAUCAGGAUAUAUGGAACCCCAGCGCAUUCUCAUUUGGCGUCCAGCUCAUUGUCUUAAUGCCAGUAUCCUCUCUGUGUUCUGCUUCUGCGAGCUUGUCGGUGAUUGGUCCGAUCGAUUGAAAUUUGGGGAUCUCUACAACACGCUGCUAACUGGUGAUGUGUUGUACCACAAGACUAGACGAGGGCCUCUAAGCAUUGAAUGGAAUGUUCCCCCUCAAGACAAUGUAAAGGGCAACAACGUGACGUCCCAUCGCAAAACCAGGGUUGCAGUUGAGGAUAGUGACGCUGACAAGGAAUGUAAAGAAAAGUAA